Molecule: messenger RNA, 1077 nt
Organism: Musa acuminata subsp. malaccensis (wild Malaysian banana)
Lineage: Eukaryota; Viridiplantae; Streptophyta; Magnoliopsida; Zingiberales; Musaceae
Product: chlorophyll a-b binding protein 7, chloroplastic-like
Biological process (GO): response to light stimulus; photosynthesis, light harvesting in photosystem I
Cellular component (GO): chloroplast thylakoid membrane
Source: RefSeq, a predicted model, not a curated record
GAUUCCCUCUUCCACAUGUCGCGAGAUAAGAGCCUCAGGAAGCCGCCAUCCUAUCUCUCCAAGAUAAGCCCAUUCCGUGCAUUAAACGGGUGCCUCCCGUUCUCCUCUCGCUAUUACCAGAACCAGAGAUCGGAGAGAGCUUCCUCCAUGGCUUCCGUCUGUGCUUCCUCCUCUGCAGUUGCAGCAGUCGCCAGUUCUCAGAAGAAUGGAGCUGCUCUUGCCGCGACCAAGGCAUCGUUCCUUGGUGGAGGAAGGAAGGUGAGGCAGGGAAAGUGGGCGACAAAAACUGCUCGCCGGGCCUUCUCGGUGUCCGCUGCAGCUGUGCCUGAGAGACCGCUUUGGUUCCCAGGCAGCACCCCUCCGCCAUGGCUGGACGGCAGCCUCCCGGGAGACUUCGGCUUUGAUCCCCUGGGCCUUGGAUCCGACCCUGAGAGCCUGAGGUGGAACCAGCAGGCGGAGAUCGUCCACUGCCGGUGGGCGAUGCUGGGAGCCGCCGGGAUCUUCAUCCCGGAAUUCCUCACAAAGAUCGGCAUCCUCAACACCCCUUCAUGGUACACCGCCGGCCAGCUGGAGUACUUCACCGACACCACCACCCUCUUCGUCAUCGAGCUCAUCUUGAUCGGAUGGGCCGAGGGGAGGCGGUGGGCGGACAUCAUCAAGCCCGGGUGCGUCAACACCGACCCCAUCUUCCCCAAUAACAAGCUCACCGGCACCGACGUCGGCUACCCCGGCGGCUUCUGGUUCGACCCCCUCGGCUGGGGCAGUGGCUCGCCGGAGAAGGUCAAGGAGCUAAGGACCAAGGAGAUCAAGAACGGGAGACUCGCGAUGCUGGCGGUGAUGGGGGCGUGGUUCCAAGCCAUAUACACCGGCACGGGUCCCAUCGACAACCUCUUCGCCCACCUCGCCGAUCCUGGCCAUGCAACAGUGUUCGCUGCUUUCACCCCCAAGUGAAUCAGUGUCGGAGCUGUCUCAAAAUAGCGGUGCAAUAUUGAAUGCUUGAAUGUAACCUCAAAACAGAUUCAUCUUUCUGCUGAUGUAUUAUUAUAAGUAGCAAUGGACAGUUCACAUGUUGCUUCA